AUGGUCUGGUCAUUGAUUGUUUCUCGAAAUUUUGCUUCCGUCCUGCUUCAGCAGGACAACCGUCUGGAUCAACCGGGUUCUGGUUCUCUCACCUACCUAUACUUUGAGAUGGAGGAAGCAGCCAACGCGUCCAUCUCAGAGCCUCUGGAUCUGGUCAAGCUCGCACUGGGAGAACGAGUCUUCAUCAAACUUCGAGGUGACCGGACGGUCUCUGGCGUUUUGCAUGCCUACGAUGCGCACAUGAACUUGGUCCUGUCACAAGUGGAGGAGGCAGUACACAUUGUGGACGUUACCGAAGAUGGACAGGCGAUGCCUCUGAGGGUGGAUCGGCGUCAGAUGGAGAUGCUGUUCGUUAGAGGGGACGGGGUCAUCUUGAUAUCACCACAACAGCAAUGA
Messenger RNA from Kockovaella imperatae, 396 nucleotides. RefSeq lists its product as hypothetical. Lineage: Eukaryota; Fungi; Basidiomycota; Tremellomycetes; Tremellales; Cuniculitremaceae. Gene Ontology annotation, cellular component: Lsm1-7-Pat1 complex; catalytic step 2 spliceosome; U4/U6 x U5 tri-snRNP complex. Gene Ontology annotation, molecular function: RNA binding. Bases 1 to 396 code for a protein of 131 amino acids. The transcript has 5 exons. Gene Ontology annotation, biological process: mRNA splicing, via spliceosome; P-body assembly. The record is from RefSeq and is a predicted model, not a curated record.